CUUUAAUCGAAAGGUCGAAAAUGAAUAUAAAAAAAUGUACAAUUAUUAAAUGAAAAACACACCACCUUCUUUGCUUGUUGUCUAAUUCAAAUAUCGACCUAGAAGAUCCGGGAGAUUCUGAAUGAAAUCUGCAGGAUCUUCCUUUCCAAACUGUCCAGAUUUCCUACAGGAUUUCUAUCUGUAUGGCUCUCCAUUUAAAACUUUCCUACCUUCCCUCUUCCCUCUUCAUCUCUCUUUCUUGCUUCUUCUACCCCAAGAACUCAUUUUCUUGAACCAGUUAUGGGUAUGGCUACAGAGCCUCAGUUCCAUGUUCUUGCUGUUGAUGAUAGCCUCAUCGAUAGAAAAUUGAUUGAAAGGCUUCUUAAAACAUCUUCUUAUCAUGUUACUGCAGUUGAUUCAGGAAGUAAAGCUUUGGAGUUCUUGGGUUUAAAUGAAGAAGAACAGAUAGAUUCAAACCUUACCUCUGUUUCCCCUCCAGGUGAUCAUCAUCAAGAUGUUGAAGUAAAUUUGAUCAUUACAGAUUACUGUAUGCCAGGGAUGACAGGUUAUGAUCUCCUCAGAAAGAUUAAGGAAUCCAAAUCUUUAAAAGACAUACCAGUUGUGAUCAUGUCCUCAGAGAAUGUACCAUCAAGAAUUAAUAGAUGCUUGGAAGAAGGAGCUGAAGAGUUCUUUUUAAAGCCAGUUCAAUUAUCAGAUGUGAACAAGCUUAAACCCCAUUUAAUGAAGGGAAAAGCUAAAGAAGAUGAACCAAGUAACAAAAGGAAGGGCAUGGACGAAAUCCACUCACCAGAAAGAACAAGAACAAGAUAUGAAGGCUUGGAAGUUGUUUUUGAUUAACAAAUAUUUACUUCAUAAUACAACACCGUUUAGGAAAUUCCCAACACAAUUUUUUCCUUACCUUUUCUUUUUUCUUUUUUCUUUUUUCUUUUUUUAAUUUCCUUUCCUUUGGAAUUAUAACACAGUCCAAAUAGAAAUGUAGUCUCACUUAAUUGUUUUCACUGAUUUUAGAAUGAUCCUAUAAGGAUCAAUUGUAAAUUAUUGAAAGGUAAAAAAAAAAACUAUUCAUUCAAGUUUCUUUUUGCCUAAA
Molecule: messenger RNA, 1087 nt
Organism: Jatropha curcas
Lineage: Eukaryota; Viridiplantae; Streptophyta; Magnoliopsida; Malpighiales; Euphorbiaceae
Product: two-component response regulator ARR9
Biological process (GO): cytokinin-activated signaling pathway; phosphorelay signal transduction system
Source: RefSeq, a predicted model, not a curated record